AUGGUGCGAGCUGUAGAGUGCCAGUACUCAGGUGCAGCUGGGAGUGUGCCAGUAUCAGGUGCAGCUGUGAGUGUUGCCAUUACUCAGGUGCAGCUUGUGAGUGUUGCCAGUACUCAGGUGCCAGCUGUGGAGUGUGACAGUACUCAGGUGAAGCUGUGUAAAGCUGUGAGUGUGUCCACUGCUCAGGUGGUAGCUGAGAGUGUUGUCCAUUGCUCAGGUGAAGACUGUGAGUGUGUCAGUACUCAGGUUGAAUCUGGUGCAGCUGGGAGUGUGCCAGUAUCAGGUGCAGCUGUGAGUGUUGCCAUUACUCAGGUGCAGCUUGUGAGUGUUGCCAGUACUCAGGUGCCAGCUGUGGAGUGUGACAGUACUCAGGUGAAGCUGUGUAAAGCUGUGAGUGUGUCCACUGCUCAGGUGGUAGCUGAGAGUGUUGUCCAUUGCUCAGGUGAAGACUGUGAGUGUGUCAGUACUCAGGUUGAAUCUGGGGAGGACGCAGUAUACCGCAGUACAGUGGUGGCGCUGGAGGGGGAUGCUCCCAGACCUCCUGGAGGAGUCGCCUUCAACAUCAAGAACAAGGUUGGUCGGUGUAUGAGCAGGAAGACGCUACACCGCCGGCUGCCGUGCCUCACCUGGCUCAGGAGCUACAACACAGAAUGCUUGCUGGGGGACCUGGUAGCUGGCUUCACCGUCGGUCUCAUGAUCAUACCCCAGGCUCUGGCUUACGGCCUUGUAGCUGGCCUCAGUCCUAGCUAUGGACUAUACUCGUCCUUCAUCCCCUGCUUCGUGUAUUUCCUGCUGGGGUCGACGAUGGAGCUCAACAUCGGCCCUACAGCCGUCAUGUCCCUUAUGACGUACCAGUACACCGGUGAAGGUGGAGCUGACUAUGCUGUUCUCCUCGCCUUCAUGUCUGGCGCAAUAGAACUGAUCGCUGGCAUCAUCAACCUAGGGUUCCUGAUCAACUUCAUCUCUCAGCCAGUGAUCAGUGGGUUCACCUCAGCUGCUGCCGUCAUCAUAGCCUCGUCUCAGCUGAAGCAACUCUUUGGUCUUCGUCUCCAGACCAAGGGGCUGAUCAACACCUGGGUGAAGGUCUUCUCAAACCUCCAUGAUUUCCGCUGGCAAGACCUAACCCUCGGUCUCGUCGGUAUUAUUGUCCUUUUUCUCCUAAAGGAGGUGCGCACGGUACCCUGGCCGUGUGUGGACCGCAACAGUCGUGGACUGGGUCAGCGACUCUUAAGAAAGAUGGUCUUCUACCUUUCAGUCGGCCGUAAUGCUAUCGUUGUUAUUACUUGCUCUGUCAUCGCCUAUUGCCUCGAUGGGGAUGAACAACCCUUCACAAUUACAGGCUACGUGGAGCCUGGGAUACCAUAUGCAUCUCUUCCGCCGUUCUCCGCCGAGAUCAACAACCAGACCAUAACGUUUCCAGAGAUCAUGAGUGACAUUGGCAUUGGUAUAGCGAUGGUGCCAUUCAUUGCCAUUCUUCACCAUAUUGCUAUUGUCAGUGCCUUUGCUAAAGGAAGAACUUACGACACCACCCAGGAGAUUAUUACUCUGGGAGUCUCCAAUAUUAUUGGCUCAUUUUUUGGGUCUAUGCCAACGACGGGAGUUUUGGCAUCUUCAGCAGUUAACCUGACGAGUGGAGUGCGUACUCCUGCUGGUGGUUUGGUCACAGGAAUCAUGGUUCUCCUCGCACUCACCUUCCUCACGCCGUGCUUCACUUACAUUCCCAAAGCUACGCUGGCGGCAGUGAUCAUAUGUGCAGUGAUUAAUCUCAUUGAUUAUGAGAUCUUGGCUCCGCUCUGGAGAAGUAAGAAGAUCGACCUGGUACCUCUUAUGGUCACCUUCUUGGCCUGCCUCUUGUGGGGACUCGAGUGGGGGAUUCUCCUGGGCAUCGGUAUCAAUCUCUCAAUGCUCCUCUACUCCAUUGCUACACCUACUAUCAAAGUGGCCAUUGUUACACCCAAUAAGCAUCAUGGAGGAUAUGUUCUGGUUACUCCUUCUCAUGGCCUGAGCUACCCCAGCAUCUCUCACAUCCGUAGUGCCAUCAGAAAGGCUGGUCUCCGGCAGGCUGGUGGCUCUCUGCCUAUAGUCAUUGAUUGUUCCUUUAUUGAUACUGCUGACUUUACAUCGGCUAAGGGAAUAAAGGGGAUGGUGGACGACUUCCAGCUGCGUGGGCAGACUCUGGUGUUCGUGGGGAUGAAGCCUCGUGUUCUGCAGAUCGUUGGUGCACUUCACGAGGGCAUCGUUGUGUGCUCCAGCUUUGAUGCUUUGCCUGAGGCUCUGGCAGAUGGCGAGACCGAGGUGGGACUGGAAACCGUCAACUGCGGUGGACGCCACGGCGGAGAUAUAGUCAUCUCUACCAUGAUAUCCACACCCACGUCUGACACCAGUGACGCAGCCAACCCUCUGCUCACCACCACAGCUUUCCAAGACCAGAAGUAGCAUAACUUUACAACUAUUUUGGCCACAAAUAGCAAAUCUCUCAAAGGCAGGGCAAACUGCAAAUCAGAUCACCUGGUCUGUCUCUAACUUCUUGACUCUUGCAGUCACUGGGCUUACCUAUUCUUAACAUUUUCUGGAGCAUGUGCCGAGGGCCCAAAUCCAGCUCAGAUAGGGACGUACAGUUUGAGGCUAUUACCCCAGAGAAUGUGAUCUAAGACUAGUAAUUGAAUGAGCCAGAUAAGAAUUUCACCGGCGCGCUGUGAAAAGUGCACCACACUACUCUCAGCACAUGUAUAGUCAACUACGAGAGAUAUAUAACACAUAGAAUGUGCACAACAAUACUCGAUCCUUCAAGCUGAAUUCCAAGGAAUAUCAACACGUCGUCCCAAGUGGGAGGUGCUUCAGUAGCAUCAUAGUUAUACUGAGACAGAGAAGAAACUACCUGGUAGACUCGAGGGUAGUAUAUGGAAUAAGUCAGGAAGAGUGAUGGUAACUUGUCAGUAUUUUAGUCUUGGUAACCAGAAGUGAAGCAUGUUUCUGGUCUUGGUAAAUCUCAAGUGAAGCAUGUUUAUAGUCUGGUAACUUGAAGUGAAGUAAAAAUGAGCACCUUAAAUAUUCCUGUUAAUGAUGCAUAUCAGUGUUGGGCUUUAAUUAAGCUCCGUAGAUCAUGUCGAGUUGUGUUGACGCAUCACAGUAACGGUAUGCUGCCUUCAUAACAGCAUACCGUUUCUUCAUAACGGCAUACUAUCUUCAUAACAGCAUAAUGCCUUCAUAACAUAUUGCCUUUGUAACAGUAUAAUGCCUUCAUAACAGCAUACUGUUCAUAACAGCAUGCUGUCUUCAUAGCACAUUUUCAUAACAUACUGUUUCUUCAUAACGGCAUGAUGUGUCGUCAUAACAUCAUGGGUCAUCAGCACAGCAUAUGUCAUCAUAACAGCAUGUCAUCAUAUGUAUCAUAACAGCACGUGUCAUAGCAGCAUGUUGUCAUCAUAACAGUAUGUUGUGUCAUAACAGCAUGUAUCAUCAUAACAGGAUGCGUCAUACCAGCAUGCUGUCAUCAUAACGUGUCAUCAUUACAACAUAUAACAACAUAUUGUGGCAUAACAGCAUGUUAUAACAGUAUAACAGCAUCCUGUGUCGUAACAGCAUUCCAUGUGCCAUAACAUCAUACUACGUCGUCAUAAUAGUAUGUGAUCAUACCAACAUUCUAUGUGUUAUAAGAGCAUACUGUUAUAAUAGCAUGUGUCAUAACAGCAUACUGUGUCAUCAUAAUAACAUACUGUUUCGUCAUAACAGAAUACUGUCAUCAUAACAUACUGUGUCGUCAUAACAGCAUAUUUCAUGAUAACCAUGUGUCAUCGCAUACUGUGUAAUAACACCAUACCAAGUCAUAACAUCACAUGGUGUCACCAUAACAGCAAAUGAUGUCACCAUAACAGCACAUGGUGUCACCAUAACAGCAUAGUGUCAUAACAGCAUACCGUUUCAUCAUAACAGCCUGCCAUGUCAUGAUAACAGCAUACCGUGUCAUCACAACAGCAUAGUUAGAACAGAACACAGUGUCAUAACAGCAUACAGUAUCAUCACAUGUUGCUUACAGUGUCAUUAUAACAGCAUACAUUCUUAUUAGCACAAGGUGUCUCAUAACAGCAUACAGUGUCAUCACAUGUUGCCUACAGUGUCUGCAUAACAGCAUAUAAUUAUAACAGCAUGAAGUAUUAUCAUAACAGCAUACAUUGUCAUCAUAACAGCAUACAGUAUCGUCAUAACGGCAUGGUGUCAACACAACAGCAUAGUGUCUUCAUAACAGCAUUGUCAUCAUAACAGCAUAGUGUCAUAACAGCAUACAUUGUCAUCACAACAGCAUACAGUGUCAUCAUAACAGCAUACAGUGUCAUCAUAACAGCCCAUGGUGUCUCAUAACAGUGACAAGUACCUCAGUGGUUACUAUGCAAGACUGUUCUCUCAGGGGGAAGCAGCGUAAUGUUGAUGCCAUAACUAUUAAGUCAGCACAUAUUGAUGUCAUUUAAUUAUACAUCAAUUCCAUCAGUGCUUGAAUUUCGUACCAUUGAUGUCAGUUAAUUAUACAUCAAUUCUGUCAGUGCUUGAAUCUCGUGCCAUUGAUGUCAGUCAGUAAUACAUCAACUCCAUCAGUGCUUGAAUCUCGUACCCCACUGAUGAACUCUCCCUUUCAUUUGUAAAUAAUUUUUUAGGUGUUCUCACUACUUUUCAAUAGAAGUUAGCUAGUGUAGAGAAUCACGACUUUUUUUUUCUCUUAGGCCCUAACUUUCAUUAGUAAUUAGUUAGAAUUGUUAGAAUAGUGAAUCACGAUUUUUUGUUUUUGUUUAGGUCAUAGAUUUCGUCAUUGAUGUUCAGUGUGAUGAGCGAGAACAUAUCCCAGCAGUUUAUUUCUUUAUUUACAUUCGUGUGUAGCUUUGGUAGUGAUGUAGGUUCGUCUUCGUAACCUUGUUUUUAUCAGGGGAAAAAAUUAACAAUACGAAGGCUAAUGUCAGCAUCCAGUUGUGUAUGUGUAUGUGUGUGUACUCACGUAUUUGUGGUUGCAAGGAUCGGUUCUCAGAUCUUGGACCUGUCUGCCUCUUGCAACCCUUCAGUUCACUCCUUCUUAGUCUCGUGUGUGUGUGUUCUUAACUUCUUACCUAUUUGUGGUUGCAGGGUCGAGUCACAGCUCCUGGCCCCGCCUCUAUAUAUGUUUAUCUGUAUAUGGUGGUUGCAGGGUUCGAGUCCUAGUUCCUGACCUCGCCUCUAAACUUGCCCAUCCUAGCCUCAGGGGCCCUUUCGUACCUGAUCUUAAAACUGUGUAUGGAUCAUGCCUCCAGCCCUUCUUCAUCGAGAUCAUUCCACUUCCCGACCAUUCUGAGAGUGAAGAAAAUUUUUCUGACAUCCCUGUGGUUCGUCUUUGCCUUUAACGUCCAGCUGUCCUCGAGUAUUUGUUUCUUGACUCCAAUUUCCCAGAGAAUUUCGUAUACUGUUAUCUUCCUGGUUCCUUUGUCCUCCAGUGUCUUUAGAUUCAAUUCAGUUAGCCUCCUAUCAUAGCUCGUACGCCUGUGCUCUUGAACAAACCUCACUGCAUGUUUCUGUACUUUAUCCAGUCUCUUAACAUGGAUUUUUCAGGUGUGGGUUCCAUACUGGUGACGCAUACUCCAAGAUGGGCUUGACAUAUGUCAUAUAAACAUCCUGAAAUGACUUGUUGUGAUUCCUGAUUCCUGAAGUCCUUUCCAAAAUUUGCGAACAAUCAUGAAUACAUACAUACGUACAUACACAUUGGAUGAUUACCGCAUAAUAACUUCAUCAAAUUUCGCAAUUUUAUCCGCACAUUUUAACUGCAUUUAUGAACCUUGAAGUAGGUGCCAAAAUAGUUUUAAGUAUAGUGCCCCUUGUUGUGGUGGCAUCGCAAAGUGUCCCAGAUGACCCCAAAAAAUUAUCUUGCAAAUUGGUGAGGCCACGGUAUGUGGCUAGGAUUGUCUAUACGACAUUCUACAGGGUUACAGGAAACAUUAUAGUGAAUCAUUGACAUAGUGUGUGUGUGUGGCUUUGUCAAGUACAGUACUUAACAGUCACUCUGCAGACUUGACAAAGAGUAACUUGUGGCUUGACAGUCGCAAUGCAGAAUUGACAAGUCACACUGCAGGCUUGACAGUCACACUGCAGGCUUGACAGUCACACUGCAGGCUUGACAGUUACACUGCAGGCUUGACAGUCACUGCAGGCUUGACAGUCACACUGCAGGCUUGACAGUUACACUGCAGGCUUGACAGUUACACUGCAGGCUUGACAGUCACACUGCAGGCUUGACAGUCACACUACAGGUUGGACAGUCACACUACAGGCUUGACAGUCACACUGCAGGCUUGACAGUUACACUGCAGGCUUGACAGUCACACUGCAGGCUUGACAGAGCCAAGAGUCACACUGCAGGCUUGACAGUCACACUGCAGGCUUGGCAGCCAAGAGUCACACUGCAGGCUUGACAGUCAAGAGUCACACUGCAAACUUGGUAGUCACACUACAUGUAUGUAGGCUUGACAAAGUCACUGCAGGCUUGACAAAGCCAAGCAACGGGAUUAAAGUUAUCCUUGCUCUGUCUUACGAGUGUUUGAUGCACCUUGUGACGAUAUUAACUGUGUAUUAGCAAACACUAGUAUAAAAUAAUAAUAAUAAUAAUGUGAGUCAAUGAAACUUUAUGAUGUAAAUAACAUUACAUGAACAAGGACACAGGUAUAGAACAAGAGUUUAGUGUGACAACGCUUCGCUCUGUGUAAAGCUUUUUGCAUAAAGCGAUACGUUGCCACAAAUAAAGCGUGUUUUGUACCCGUGUCUCCUAUUCAUUACUCUGGCAGUACGCUUCUAAAUCUAACAUUGGACUAAAUUGUAUUGGGCAAUUGCUUCAAUAAUGUGUUUUUUUUUUUUAAUAAAAGUUAUAAUAAAUUUGGUUUUCCCCGUAAAUGUACCAUAAAUAUUAAUUAAUUUGUGAGGUUAAAAAAUUAAACUUCGGGUCAAGAAUAAUAAUAAUAAUUAAUAAUAAUAAUUGAUUUGCAAAGAAAGCGUACUGAAGUGUUAAAGUUUUUGAAAAGCCUAUAGAUAAUAUGUAUAAUUAUGUUUAUGGCAACGGAAGUUAAUUUUGGGUCCUUAAAAUAUAAUUAUGAGGAGCCCAGUAAGCCUGUUUCUGGGAAUUGGUGAAAUAUGAUUAUUUUGGGUCCUUGUGUUUAUAAUUAUGUUCAUGCUAAACCUAGUGAAAUAGUUGCGCUGGUCAGGAAAUAUAAUUAUGUUGGGACCAGACAUAAUGGUGCUAGGACCAGGAAGUGUAAUUAUGUUGGGACCAGGAAAUGUAAUUAUGUUGGGGCCAAGAAAUUAGAAUUAUGUUCAGGCCAGGAAAUAUAAUUGUUGGGCCUAUUAAUUCUCAUUACAGUAAUGCCAGAAAAAUGUAAAUAUUUGGGAGCUUUUUAAGUUUAUAUAUGAUGGCAGGUAUUGCCUACACAAGUGACAGAGAGACACUUAGUACACAGCAAAAUGUUGUAGAUGUUUUGCUCUGGGUAGCUAAACACUCACAGUAAUGAAGGUUUUCUCUGGACCAAGUUGUCACUCACAGUAUAGUUUGGGUCAGUGUAGUACUGUAUAGUUCUGGUGGGGUCAUUUAAGUGUAGUUAAUUGGUAUUGGUAAGGAUAUAUUGGCUGUGAUGAGAGGGUGGGAGACCUAGUGAUUGUGGGGAGGAAAAAUAAUUGAUAUGCUAGUAGAGGAUAUUUUCGAUACAUAACCCAUACUGAUUUAACUUUCGUUUUUUUUAAUAUAAUAAUAAUAGAAUUACUGAUGAAGCUGUUCUUUAUAACGUAAUUAAAUUUUUUAGAAUUUAUGCUUACGUGGCUAUUAAUUUGAUGAGUUAUUACGGUGCAAUAAAACACAAAACGCAAAAAUUAAUAAGAAAAUGCGUAAUAAUGUAUUAUUUAAGGACAAGCAUCAUUGGUCAAAUAUUACUUAAAAGCAAUAUUACUUCAGUAUAUUUAUAAAUAUUAUGAUGAAAGUAUUUCAUUCAGAUAAUAUCAAUCAUAUAAUGCAAAUUUUAAUUUAUUUUAACUACCGAGUGAGUGUGGUUUUUUUUUUUUUUUACCCGAAAAAAAUAUUAAUUUUAUUUUUGUACAGGUCUGGGUACUAUAAUUAUAAAUCCUCAAAAAAUCUCUUUCGCAGGUGAAGUUAAGUGUACCUGAAAGAUUUUACCUGACUAAAGAAGCACAUCAAUACAAUUGGUCCUUGUUUUAGAGCCCAUUUAUUAAUUUCCCAGUGUAUUGAAUCUUUAAGAUUCAAUACUGGAAUUGAAUCUUUAAGAUUCAAUACUGGAAUUGAAUCUUUAAGAUUUAGUAGUGGAAUUGAAUCUUUAAGAUUCAGUACUGGAAUUGAAUCUUUAAGAUUUUAUAUGGAAUUGAAUCUUUAAGAUUCGAUAUUGGAAUUGAAUCUUUAAGAUUCAGUACUGGAAUUGAAUCUUUAAGAUUCAGUACUGGAAUUGAAUCUUUAAGAUUCAGUACUGGAAUUGAAUCUUUAAGAUUCAAUACUGGAAUUGUAAUCUUUAAGAUUCAAUACUGGAAUUGAAUCUUUAAGAUUCAGUACUGGAAUUGAAUCUUUAAGAUUUAGUAGUGGAAUUGAAUCUUUAAGAUUCAGUAUUGGAAUUGAAUCUUUAAGAUUCAGUACUGGAAUUGAAUCUUUAAGAUUCAGUACUGGAAUUGAAUCUUUAAGAUUCAAUACUGGAAUUGAAUCUUUAAGAUUCAAUACUGGAAUUGAAUCUUUGAGAUUCAAUACUGGAAUUG
Messenger RNA from Cherax quadricarinatus, 8751 nucleotides. The record is from RefSeq and is a predicted model, not a curated record. NCBI's taxonomy places the organism in Eukaryota, Metazoa, Arthropoda, Malacostraca, Decapoda, Parastacidae.